GCGCAGGCGCGGCGCGUCUCUGGAGCGAUGGCUGCUAAGAGCUUCGCUUCCCGCCACAGGGACUCGCUGCGGUUUCUGAAUGGCUUCUUGGCUGGGGCUGUCGUGGGCGCGGCGGGCGCGGGGCUGACGGCGCUGCAGCUCCUCCGGCGUCGGGACGACGAGCCGCACGAAUCUGCAGAAAAAGUUGUCCUAGAACAGUUUGGAUUUCCUCUGACCGGAACAGAGACCAAGCGCUACACUAACCAUGCCUUGUCUUAUGAUCAGACAAAGCGAGUGCCCAGAUGGGUCCUUGAGCAUAUAUCCAAGGACAAGAUUGUAGGUGACGCGGACAGAAAACAUUGUAAAUUCAAGCCUGAUCCCGGUGUCCCUUCAGCCUUCAGUGCCCUCAAUGAGGACUAUGUUGGGAGUGGCUGGUCACGAGGACACAUGGCCCCAGCAGGAAAUAACAAGUUUUCCAGUAAGGCCAUGGCGGAGACCUUCUACCUUUCUAACAUUGUGCCUCAGGAUUUCGAUAACAAUUCUGGCUACUGGAAUAGGAUAGAAAUGUAUUGUCGUGAACUGACGGAGAGAUUUGAAGAUGUUUGGAUAGUAUCAGGACCUUUGACCUUACCUCAUACUAGUGAUGGAAAGAAAACAGUUAGUUACCAGGUGAUCGGUGAGGACAACGUGGCAGUUCCUUCACACCUUUACAAGGUGAUUCUGGCUCGCAGAAGCCCGGAAUCUACGGAACCGCUGGCACUAGGGGCCUUUGUGGUGCCAAAUACAGCUAUUGGGUUCCAGUCCCAGUUAACUGAGUUCCAGGUGAGCCUGCAGGACUUAGAGAAGAUGUCAGGUCUGGUGUUUUUCCCCCAUUUGGACAGAACCACCAACAUCCGGAACAUUUGCUCUGUGGACACCUGUAAGCUCUUGGGUUUCCAGGAGUUCACUCUGUACCUAAGUACAAGGAAGAUCGACGGGGCCCGUUCUGUGGCCAGACUGGAGAAGGUCCUGGAAACUCUGAAGAACUCGGGGGUCGAACCUGACGAUUACUUUCUGAGUCGCUAUGAGAAGAAGCUAGAGGAACUGAAGGCUAAGGAGCAGGUGGAUCCCCAGCGGGAAAACCUGUCCUAGUGUCCGGGUGUGUGCUGAGUGCCUGUAAUGAGUGGACAGGCGUUCCCUCUCCAGGCAGUCGUAUUUUAGCAGACUUAUUUUAAAGAAAUGAUGGAAUCCUGACUAAACAUCCCUCCAAAGACUUAUGAGCUCAAAACUCAGGGUUUUCUUUCCCUAGGAUCUGAGUUGGUGGAGGUGGCUUUUAGAAUUCCUCUCCUAUCCUGUCCAAAUACACUGAUGAUGUACUUUUUGCUUCUCCUCCCACGAUCCUGAUGUCCUUCUGUCUGUCUGUCGAAACCUUUCCUAGUGUGCUCUGUAGGCAGUGCUUUGCUUGCGUUGUCUGACUGAGCCUCUGUGCAGAAUCCUCUGUUCCAUUCUACAUGUGGGGAAGUUGAGGCGUAGAGAACUGUAUCUUCCCUGUUGGUAUUCUACAGAAGUGCUCUCCGAGCUCAGACAAGGUCGGAUGGAGUUUGACUCAAGUAUAUCCCUAUGUGUAGACGGAGGCUGCUUGUCUGUUUCCCAGCCGCCCAGCCCCGAAAUCACGCAGAAACUAUUAAUCGCAGUACUUCUUGGCCAAUAGCAUAAGCGUAUUUCUAGCUAGCUCUUACAUCUUAAAUUAACCCAUUUCUAUUAUUUUAUAUUUUACCUCGAGGCUGUGGUUUACCGGACCGGUGUGCGGGUGUCUUUCUCCUCCCGUAGCUACAUGGCAUCUCUCUGAGUCCGCCUUCUUUCCUCCUCUAUCUGCUUGGAAUUCCCGCCUUGCCCUAUUUAGCGCUGCAAUAGGCCCAAAGCAGCUUCUUUAUUAACCAGUGGUAUUCACAGCAUGCGGAGGGGAAUCCUACAUCACCUGUGUCCAUGGGAAAUUCCUGGGCUGAGGCUCUGCUUGCUGAGAAGGCUCUGUCUCUGCUGUCUCCUCAGGCAGGGACACUUUAAUACCCGAGCUGGGAAGAAGAGAGCAAAGAUGGAGAUGGUUUGUGGGUUUAACCAGAGCCUGCGAUUCCCUCCAGGGAUCCCAUGGGGCCAGAUAGGCUUGUUUCUUCCUUCACUCGGCGCAUUUCAGAGGAGCCCAAGAAAGGUGUGUGCUGAGUCACCAGGUGCCUAUGAUCCUGCUGUCUGCCAGGCCAGCACACCAUAGGAGGUAGAUCCUGGGCCACUCCUGUGGGAGGGGGCAGCUGUCGUGGGUUACAGUCUUGAGCUGUCCUAGGUGUAGAUAGUCCAGUGGCUUCCAGGGGAAGGACGUGUCUGGUUCUGUCACUCGGCUGUCGUGUUCCGAGCAGUGGAACCAGGGAGAUCUUUGAGGUGUUGUUUGCCUCUGAUAGAAAUGCUCCGGAUUCACAAUAAAGUUAAGACAUUGGGGGCUGGAGUGAUGGUUCAGUGGUUAAGAGCAUUGCCUGCUCUUCCAAAGGUCCUGAGUUCAAUUCCCAGGAACCACAUGGUGGCUCACAACCAUCUGUAAAGAGGUCUGGCGCCCUCUUCUGGCCUUCAGGCAUACACACAGACAGAAUAUUGUAAAGUUAAGACAUUGGUUGACCCUGUUCUGUUCCUUCAUUUGAGUAGAAAGGAAAAGUUGGGUAGGGCACUUUAGCUGAUUAAUGCCAUUCUGUUUUAAUCGUACUGUUCCCCAUUAGCUUGUGCCAGGCCUUUAAAGGAUAAAAAGCAAAAAUGUCACUGUGACCAAAAAAAUCUGUUAGUUUGUCUCCUCAGAAGAGAGGUGAUGGUGGGGCCUGGGUGUUUCUCCAGGAGCCCCAGGGGUGGGCACUCAAUGGGCUGCGUCCUGGGUCCCUGCUUGAAUCCAUGCAGCUGAGCCUCUCUCUGUUCUGCUUGCUGGCACGACUUGCUGGUGGUCUUGGGUCGCUUCCCUCACUCCUGCCUCUCCUUCUGGAUGGUGAAGAAUCUUGACUAUAUCAGUAUUUAUUUCCUAUGAAGUAUUUCCUGGUUAUUAUGAAAAAUAGAGAUAAAAUUGUAACAUCACGGUGUGCCAGGUCUCAUUCUUUUUCCUUUUGAACCUUUUUAUGACUGUUUUCCCAUAUGCAUCUGUGCCCGCAGCAUGAGCACCUGUUGCCCACAGUGGUCAGAAGAGGUCACUGGACCCCCUGGAAUGGACUUCCAGAGCCACCGUGUCAAUGCUGGGAACUGAACUGGGGUCCUCUGCAGGAGCAGCCAAUGCUCCUUAGCACUGACCUCACUUUUUAUGUGUACAACAGCGGGGCUUGAGCUGUGUUUCAUUAAGGGCCCAAAACAAGGGUUAGAACUCCCCUUUGGAUCAGGUCAUUGUGGCCCUCAGUGUAGCAGUCAGUUUUUCUGGAUUCCGUUGCAGUAGAUUCCUGGGCUUACUUGAGUCAGAGACAUAACCGGUCAAACUUGAGCGUGUUAGUUUAGCAUUUGUUACCUUAGUGGGUUCCCUCGGGUUCUCAGGUUGAGCCUGAGCCGCUGCCCUGUGUACCCUUCCAGCUCCUGGUCUGAAGGAUUGUGCAGACUGGGAGGGCUCUGCUAAGGGAGGAGAUUUAAUCCUUAGUCUUUCUCAGUUUCCUGUGACAUCUUCAAGCUCUGGUCUCCGGAUUGAGACUGCUUGGCCAAAGCUAAGUUACUAAGGUUAGGGAGAGGAAAGCUAGACCCUGAGCUACACGCUGUCUGCACCUACACCUUAGACAGCGGAACCUCUGUCCUCCUUCCAGGCCUUUGACUAGGGCCCUGCAGGAGAGGCAGCCUGAUCCUGAGGGAGUGGCUUCCUGCGGAGCUGUGCUUAGCUUGCAGCCUGACGCUGGGUUGAUCCUCUCUGUUGCCAUGUCACCUGUGUCCCCGCCUCGUCUCAGAGGGUAUCACUGAGCUCACUUCAUUUGCCACAGACUUCCUGUUGACAGCCUGUUACGGCGUGGAACCUGACAUGUAUCCUACCAACAUAUCCCCAGCCUGUGCGGUUUUGAAGGCUGUCAAGCACUGAGGAGGUGAGGCCUAGUGGCUAGAAGUAGGUCGGUAGAGGCAGGCUUUGAAGGUUAUACCCUCUUUGAUUCUGGCCUUGUCUGCCACCACGUGAACACCCUCCACCUCUCGCUCCUGCCUCGGCAGACAGCCAUUCCUGCUGCCGUGACUUCCAGGCCAUGGUGGACUGAAAUUCCUGCAGUUGUAAAGCUCAAAGAAGUCCUUCCUGAAGUUGCUUCCUUCUGUCAGGGAUUUGUCAGUGACAGGCAGGACACGGCCCACCCUAGCCCUGAGCCCUGCCGACAAUGGUUCUCCUUCCUGCUUGGCCCUCAGCACUUCGCCUAUUUUUGUCUUGUGAGUCUUUACAACACACCUCUGUCUUUAAGCCCCUGAGCCUCACUCUAGUUUGUCCUGGUAGAGCUGAUGGAGCUGGAUUCACAGAGGUAGAUUUCCUGUAUUCAGUCAAGUUACCAGAAAAGGCCAAACGGGGCCUUGCCCUUUGACCUGAACCCCAUGUAAUGGGUUUGGUUAUGGGCACAGGCAGUGUGGGGCUAGGGUUGCUCUGGCCCAAGUGUCCAGAGUACCUCUAGGGGUCAGUAUGGCCUGCUCUCCACAAGGGUCAUCUGGGCUGGGCUGUGACAGCAGCUGUGAUGUCACCCAAAGCCCCACAGAAUGUCUGACAUGCCGGCCGCAGCCCUGAGGCCUGUCAGGAGAGAGGACGUUACCUCAUCCAGCAGGCUUCAUGCUUUACUCCACAGAAACCUAGUAACUCUGUCCCUCAACUGUGUGUUCAGACAUGUCCAGCCUGCAGAAAUACAGAAGAGCGUGGUGACUGUCCCUUUCCCAGUGUUCUGUCUCAACGGCUCCUCUCCACCUGGAGCCGUUGAAAAUUGAUUUGUUGACCCUACAAAAAAUAAGCUGAGGCAUGGGAAGUCACUUUUUAAUACUUGAACUUAAUGUAGCCUAGGAUUAAGGACAUUCUAUUAUAUUUUUGAACUAUGUUACUGAAUCUAAGAACAUUACUGAAAUUCCUGCCAGGUUUGGUGCAUGUCCGUAAUCCCAGCAGUCAGGCAGGGGCACAAGGGUCAUGUCAACCUGUCUGCAUAAGAAGAUCCUGUUUGGGAGAAGGAAAGUUUAUCAAGGAUCUAGCAGUUCCUGUUAAAGUUUGCCAAGUUAUCCAAAAUACCUUUUAUACACAUAGGCUUUAAUUUGAAGUUUCAUAUUGUAUUUCAUUAAUCUAGAUUAAUCUCAAUAUGUGGGUCAUGACCCCUUUGGGGCUCAAACCACCUUUUCACAAGGGGCUCCUAAGACUAUUGGAAAACAGAUAUUUAUGUUACAAUUCAUAACAGUAGCAAAUUUUUGUUGUUGUUCUUCAAAACAGGGUUUCUUUGUAGCCGUUGGCUGUAGACCCAGGCUGACUUCGAACUCAUAGGGACCCUACCUCUGCCCCCGAGUGCUGGGAUUAAAGGCAUGCGCCACUGCCGCCCAGCUAACUGUAGUAAAACUAUAGUUAUGAAGUAGCAAUGAAAAUAAUUUUAUGGUUGGGGCCACCCUUGUAAUGGUCUCUCCUGUCCCUUUAAGAGAAAAGCCCCCCCUCCACCUACUGAGGCAAGCAGAUCUUCCUUCUGCUUCCUUUCCAGCUCUCUCUGCCUCUCUCCCUUCUCCCCUUCUCCCCCCUCUGUUUCUCUUUCUCUCUCUCUGUGCCUCCCUCUGCUCUUCCCCCUUCUCCUCUUACCCCGUUCCCUUCCCCUUCCAUAACCCACUAAAUAAAUACCUACUAUUUCUGCAUGGCGUGUCUCUGUCUCUCACCUGCGUGGCUCCCUGCCUGGGACCCGCUGGGCCAGUGGCCACUCUGGGGAACACACCAUUUUACUUUAAUCAUAACCAUAACAUGAGGAACUGUAUUAAAGGAUCGCAGCAUUAGAAAGGUUGAGAACCACUGCUCUCAAUUAUCUACUUGAUUUAUAUAUAUAUGUAUAUGUGUAUACACACCAUACACACACACACACACACACACACUACAGGCCAGGCGGUGGUGGCACAAACCUUUAAUACCAGCACUUGGGAGGCAGAGGCAGGCGGAUUUCUGAGUUCAAGGCCAGCUUGGUCCACAGACUGAUUUCCAGAAUAAUCAGGACUGUUACACAGAGAAAAACCCUGUCUUGAACCCCCCCUCCAAUAAACAAACAAAAAACCCAAAAUUUGUAUGUAUAUAUACAGGUAGAUUUCUCAACAGCUCCCUUGAGAUUUUGAUUCAGGAUAUUUGUUAUGAGGCUGGAAUUUGCAUUUUAAGAAAUUACUUUAUGUGUAUGGAUGUUUUGCUUGCAUGUAUGUCUGUGUACCUUGUGCAUGCCUAGUGCCCAAGGAGGCUGAAGAGGGCAGGUCCCCUGCGACUGGUUGUGAGCCACCACAUGGGUGCUGGGACUCGAACUCAGCUUCUUUGAAAGAGCAGCCAGUGCUCUUAAUCAUUGAAUCAUCUUUCCAGCCCCAACUUUUCUUUUUCUUUUUUUUUUUUUUUUUUUUUUUGGAUUUUAGAGACAGGGUUUCUCUGUGGUUUUGGAGCCUGUCCUGGA
Messenger RNA from Chionomys nivalis (European snow vole), 6581 nucleotides. It is a transcript of the gene Exog, whose product is annotated as exo/endonuclease G. Bases 28 to 1110 code for a protein of 360 amino acids. The record is from RefSeq and is a predicted model, not a curated record. The transcript is spliced from 6 exons. Gene Ontology annotation, cellular component: nucleus; mitochondrial inner membrane. Lineage: Eukaryota; Metazoa; Chordata; Mammalia; Rodentia; Cricetidae. Gene Ontology annotation, biological process: apoptotic DNA fragmentation. Gene Ontology annotation, molecular function: single-stranded DNA endonuclease activity; RNA endonuclease activity; nucleic acid binding.